This is a messenger RNA of Ipomoea nil (Japanese morning glory), 2040 nucleotides long. Its product is annotated as putative ribosome biogenesis GTPase RsgA. Bases 300 to 1805 code for a protein of 501 amino acids. The transcript has 7 exons. Gene Ontology annotation, molecular function: GTPase activity; GTP binding. NCBI's taxonomy places the organism in Eukaryota, Viridiplantae, Streptophyta, Magnoliopsida, Solanales, Convolvulaceae. The record is from RefSeq and is a predicted model, not a curated record.
CAAUUCUAGUAAUUUCCGGUAAAGAAGUUAAAAGCUACACUCCCUAUCUUCUCCGGUCAUCUAUGCUGCACAAUACACCGGCCGUCUCUCGCCCUCUUCUCACGGUUACUUCAAGUCUCACCAUCGCCGUUCAGAGUGUUUAGCGGAAGAACCAGGGCUACUGGUUGAGUUGAUUCUGUGUCAUGGUUACUGCUGUUUACGUACCAAGAAUGGAUGGAUGGAUUUGUGGCUUGGAUUAGUAAGUGGAUUUGGGGAAAUAAAAGGGAGCAUAACAAGUUUGUCUUCUAUUACCUCAAUUAAUGAAAAUCGCUUCAAUGUCUCUUCUCCGGCAACGUGUGGUGCCGCUUCUAUUUUCAACUUUCAGUGCCUCGGCCUCGCGGCACACCUACUUAUCUUCCCCAUUUGCCAUUGUCUUGGCAGCUCGCCACAACCACCAAGGCUCUAAGAAUGUUCCUAAGAAACUACAACAGCCAAAUAAGCACCUCCUCAAGGCUCGCGAGACUAUCAAGCAAUUCUCGCCUCUUGCUCCGGUUCUCUCCAGCGAAGAUAAAACAAAUCUCUCUCAGGACCAAGCAGUGGGAAUGGUUGCUGCUUCACAGGCUAAUUUCAUGCGCGUUAUAGUGCAAUCAUUGCCUUCGGAAGUUUAUAGUGGUUCUGGACUGGUAGAACGUUCCACUGAUGCUCCGGGAGUUGGAGUGGAACUACUAUGUGUGGUGAAGGCGGUGUUAAAGAAGAUCAAGAGGAGAGUGUUGGUUGGGGAUAAGGUUUUAGUAGGUUCGAUUGAUUGGGUGGACAGACGGGGAAUGAUAGAAAAUGUGUUUGAGAGGAAGGGCGAGAUUUUGGACCCUCCUGUGGCGAACGUGGAUCAUUUGCUAGUGUUGUUUUCAAUGGAGCAACCAAAACUUGAGCCCUUUUCUCUCACUAGGUUCCUUAUUGAGGCUGAGUCAACUGGAAUUCCUUUUACUCUUGCAUUGAACAAGUGUGAACUUGUUCCUGAAGAGACAUUGGUUGAGUGGAAAUCUAGGCUUCGUAAAUGGGGUUAUGAACCUAUCUUUUGCAGUGUGGAAUCAAAGCGUGGAAUUGAUACUUUGCUGUUCAUUAUGAGAGAACAGACCUCAGUAAUCGUUGGCCCUAGUGGUGUUGGAAAAUCUAGUCUCAUUAAUGCUAUGAGAUUCAAUAAGCGUGGUGCUGUUGGUGUUGUCGAAGGAGAUAACUGUUCAAACCUAAUUCUGGAUAGCAAAUGGUUUGAAGAACAACGUGUUGGUGAAGUGUCUACAAGAAGUGGAAGAGGGAAACACACCACUAGGAACGUUUCUUUACUUCCACUAUCUGAAGGAGGGUAUCUCGCAGAUACUCCGGGAUUCUGCCAUCCUAGUUUGAUGAAAGUGACAAAGCAAUCUCUUGCAGAACAUUUUCCUGAGAUCCAAAAAAUGCUUAAAGAAAAAGAACCAGCAAAGUGUUCUUUCAGCAACUGCUUACAUCUUGGUGAACCGGGGUGCCUUGUUGGAGGAGACUGGGAAAGAUACCCGUACUACCUUCAGUUGCUUGAUGAAAUCAAAAUCAGAGAGGAGUUUCAGCUUAGGGUACUGGGGACUAAACGAGAAAGUGAUGUGAGGUAUAAAGUAGGAGACAAAGGCGUUAUACAAGCUGAACCGCGCUUAGAACCAAAGAAGCACAGGAGACAAUCUCGUAAGAUGCUGAACCAAUCAGUCUUAGAUGAGUUGGAUGAACUUGAUGAUGAUGAUGAAGACAUACUGGAUGAUGACAACCCAGUAUUGAGAGCAAUGAAGCAAGAAAACUUGUAGGAUGAAAUUCGAUCAUAUGGUUGGGAUUUCUAUGGACGACAGCAAAUCAACCAUUGUUAAUAUGGCUAGAGUGUAAAGAGAGGUAAAUGUAAAUUCUGCUUCGAGCUGAAUAGUUAAGGUGAGUUGAAGCUAUGAUGAUCUUUUUGGUUGGUUAUGGCUUCAGCUGUGUACAUAGCAUGGAUAUUAACCAAUAAAUGAGCUUUGUACUGUUAAUGCAUACACACAUCUCACACAA